GCAACACCAAAAUUGUGUCAGUCCCAAGCGCACCGCCAACAAAUAACAAACAAAGCGAGUUUGUAUUAGGUGCUGCGCAGUUGAUACCGAGAAAAAUACACAUACAACAACCGAAAAUGGAUAAUGAAGCAACAGGCGCAGCUAUAGCGACCGGUGGUGCGCACAUCCAUAACCAGGACACAGAUGAACUGCUCGAUCCGGUAUUGUUCUCGGACGACAAUGGUUCAUUUAAGCUGAAAACUGUGCCCGCAUUCAGCAUACACUUGGUUAUCUCCACGGUCAUUUCAUGUGUGGGCAUUGGCCUGGGCGCGCUCUGGUCCGAGGAUCGCCGCUGCGAGGCCUACUUUAUAAUGCUCUACCUUCGCGCCACAUUCUGGUUGAUCACCUUCAUUUUCGAUCACUUUGUGAAAAAGCAACAUGACAAUUUACGCCUGAAUGGCUACCACGAUUUCCAUCGCGAUACGAACAUGCAGAAAGGAAUCCCACUGCAAAUUGUUUCACUGUGGAACUCUAUGCUGCUGGCCGUACAAGCGAUGAUCCAUCACUAUUAUGGCGAUCAGUUUUGGACGCACUGCGCCGCCGGCUGGCUGUCGCCUAUAAGCUAUGUCACCGCUUUUAAUGUGGCCGAGAAUUUGGUGCUCGCUGCCACCCAUGGCUGCUAUAUAGAUAAGGUUCGCAAAUUCAACAAGGCUAAGCUGUCGCCGGAUGUUUUGCGUGGUGCCGAUCGUGCCGGUGGCUCGUUGGGCCUUAUGCAGCCUGGCGGUGAUACAACCGAGCUGCUUGAGAAGCAAGCGGACCUCAUUGCCUACUUGAGGGAUCAUACCCACAAACUUAACCAGAAGCUGCAUCAAAUGCAAACGAAUGUGCGUCCAGUGCGUGUGCCGCAAAUCCCUUAAAAAUCAUAUAAAACCUGACAAGCAAUACGUAUUCCUUAGCAUCCUACAUAAAAUAUAAAUAUACAUUUUAUACAUUAAAUUUUGAUUUCUA
Messenger RNA from Drosophila novamexicana, 987 nucleotides. RefSeq names its product transmembrane protein 192. The coding region runs from base 117 to 896 and encodes 259 amino acids. The record is from RefSeq and is a predicted model, not a curated record. The transcript is spliced from 4 exons. Gene Ontology annotation, cellular component: lysosomal membrane; late endosome. Lineage: Eukaryota; Metazoa; Arthropoda; Insecta; Diptera; Drosophilidae.